Messenger RNA from Closterium sp. NIES-67, 1583 nucleotides. Lineage: Eukaryota; Viridiplantae; Streptophyta; Zygnematophyceae; Desmidiales; Closteriaceae. The record is from the annotation of a GenBank genome assembly.
CUGAGGCCCCACUUUGGUAUCUUCUCUGAAAUGUCGCAAUCCCAGCCUUGCUCUCUAGAAACCCUCGUCUGAAAGUUCGUGCACUAAUUAUACAGCGGGACCUUCUCAGCGUGGUCCUUUUAUAUCCUUAUGAAAUAUCGGGCCUGGUACUCCUACAGACUGAGUCUCCUCUUCGUCGGUAAUUUUAUAGUCGACUCAAAAGUCUCCAGUAAUAUCGGGCCUAGCACUCUUACAGUCUUCUCCUUAAUGUUGUAGGUGAUCCUUAAGAAUUCUCAGCGUGAUCCUGUUAUAUCCUUCUGUAAUAUCGGGCCUAGUUUUCCUAUAGACUUCUUUCUUCGUCAGAGGAGCCCUCCUUCGCAGUCCGAUCGGGCUAAGCCAUAGAACUCGCAUAAUCUCCUUAUCGACGCAGCCAUGGCGGAUUCAGUAAAAACUAGCCAAACCAAAGGCUUGACUGUCCAAUCGUCGCAAAUACCUCCUUGCGGCACUAUGCAUCAUUCCUCGCCUGUGUCAACAACAAGCGGAAUACCUUUCGCGAGUAAGCUCGUAUGGGGUACGAUAGGCACCAUCGCCCUCGUUUUAGUCACUUUCCUCGCCACGCGUCACACCUUCGACGCUGUAAGUUCCUACGGCCUUCGCCGGCUCGCGCUGGCCGGCGUCCCGCGGAGGUCACUACUAGCAGCAGGUGGUGCGUCCACGCCGACCCUUGAUAUCGAUUCACCUGAGACGCUUUCCCGUAGAAGAUCGCUAGCGGCAGCUGGAGCUGCUAAAGCAGGCGGUGGCGGCAGCGGCGGCGGCGGCGGCGUUUCCGGGUCGCGAGGCAAGCUGGAUCCGGGAUUCGUGGCGAAUAUCACGGCGGGAGUGAAGGUGGUGAUUGGCAGGGUGUACGCGAUAAAGAAGAGCCGCGGUAAAACGAAGAUAACGGAUUCCUGCUCAAACGACUGCCUCUCGCUGAUGAGCACUGCCGAGUACCAUCUCAGCAGCGUCGCAAAGGCGCUCAAGAGUAAAACCAGCUCAAAGGACGUCCCGUUUUGGCUGAUGGCCGCGCAAGACCAGGUUACGACGUGCCUGGAAGGGUUCCGGGAGUUUUCGCCGUCGACUCUCACCACACCAGUUGGGAAGUCCCUCCAGGUCACGACGUGCCUGGAUGGGUUCCGGGAGUUCUCGCCGACUCUCGCCACACCAGUUGGGAAGUCCCUCCAGGUCACGACAUGCUUGGACGGGUUCCGGGAGUUCUCCCCUGCCACUCUCACCACACCUGUUGGAAAGACCCUCCAGUCCCAUGGUAAUCGAGUGAAGAAACUUCUUAGCAAGGCCAUUCAACUCUCGCUUCACUUGUGACGCUAUGGAACAGCCAAGAAUAGGGUUAAACAUGACAAGGACAACUCGGAUUAUAGCAGAUGAGCAGUAGGAAUGUCUGACAUGCCACGGCAUGGUGAGAUUCACAUCACAUGCUUUGAAGGCUCUGUUAGUACAGAACGGCGUGGAGCUCUGUAUAUUAUUCAGAUUUAUGUUUCAGAGCGAUUUAUUCAACUGAGUGUGGUUGGAAUGCAUUUCCACUUUGCCGAUUUCAAAUAUUAUAGACU